Molecule: messenger RNA, 831 nt
Organism: Prorocentrum cordatum
Lineage: Eukaryota; Dinophyceae; Prorocentrales; Prorocentraceae
Source: the annotation of a GenBank genome assembly
AUGCUGCUGGGCCAGAUGCUCGCGGAGCUGGGCCUGGAGGACUUCGAGGGCUCGUUCUGCAGGCUGGGCGUCGAGUCCAUCGAGCAGCUGGCGGAGGUGCGCUACGAGGAGAUGCUGGAGCUCGGCCUCUCCAAGGUGCAGUGCCACCUCGUCUUCGCCAAGGUCUCCGAGGCCACCGCCGACGGCGAGCCCGACCUGCCCGACGGCGACCUGGCGGCCUUUGGGCUGCCCGACGGCGCGCUGCGCGUGGUGGACGUGCGGGACGCAGCCGAGGCUUCGGCCGCCCGCCGCGCCGCCGCGCCGCCCUGCGGGGCGCCGCCCUCCGCCGGCUUCGAGGCGCGUCGCCAGCAGGCCGACAGGACGGCCGCCCGGGGGCGCUCCGACAGCCCGCCCUGGCGAUGCCGCCCCCCCCGCUGGGCGGCCCGGCGCCAGAGGCGGCCCUCCGCACGCACGUCGAGGCAGCCUCGUCAGCCCUCCGCGCGCCCAAGCGGCCCCGCGCUCCCAGCCACAUGUCCACAGCGGCCGCCCGGGGCGGCUCCAGCCACCAAGGCACCGUCGACGGCCUCGCGGAGUCCCGCGCGCCCCGGUCCCUGGCGGAGAGCCGCGCGCGCGGCUACGGCUCCUCGGGCGUCUCGAGCUCGUCGACCCCGCACCUGCGGGACCCCCGCGCCAGGAAGCGGCGCAGGCAGCUCGGCAGCUCGGCCGGGCCCCCCAGCCGGCUUCCACCUGGGCCAGGCGGGCGCCCUGAGCACCUGCGGGUCGCAGACCCGCCGCCGCGGGGACAGCUGUGACCUCCAGGCCGCGGUGCCCGACGAGACGGGCUCCAUCUAG